Molecule: messenger RNA, 3208 nt
Organism: Ictalurus furcatus (blue catfish)
Lineage: Eukaryota; Metazoa; Chordata; Actinopteri; Siluriformes; Ictaluridae
Gene: supt20h
Product: SPT20 homolog, SAGA complex component
Exons: 24
Coding region: 217-2709 (830 amino acids)
Biological process (GO): regulation of transcription by RNA polymerase II
Cellular component (GO): SAGA complex
Molecular function (GO): transcription coregulator activity
Source: RefSeq, a predicted model, not a curated record
CCGGAAGUUUGGAUUUUGUUGUUACACUGGAAGAAAAUGGCUGCUAUGAGUUUUUUACAUUGAAGGCACUGGAAGAAUCGUUUUGCUCGUUGCUUUGCCUUUCCGCGCUGGGAACAUGCGCCUUGUUUGGGUUUGAAUGGACUGUCAAUGGACGUGCCAGUUUUGGGGUAAGGACAGCAUCGCCUCCUGUCACACACAAACUGGUGGUGGACCACAAUGCAACAAGACCUAGAAUAUGCAUUGGACCGGGCUGAGUACAUUGUUGAAAGUGCUCGUCAGCGACCAGCUAGAAGGAGAGUGUCUUCCAGCGGGAGGAAAUCCUUGUACCAAAAACUUUACGAAUUGUACAUGGAGGAGUGUGAAAAAGAGCCAGAGUUAAAGAACCUUAGACGAAAUGUGAAUCUACUAGAGAAGUUGGUCUCACAGGAGUCACUGUCAUGCCUGGUGGUCAAUCUGUACCCUGGAAAUGAAGGAUACUCCCUCAUGCUCCGAGGCAAAAAUGGAUCUGAUUCAGAGACCAUUCGGCUUCCGUACGAAGAAGCGGAGUUACUUGACUACUUGGAUGCUGAGGAGCUGCCACCUAUUCUUGUGGACCUUUUAGAAAAAUCGCAAGUCAACAUAUUUCACUGUGGCUGUGUCAUCACAGAGGUUCGAGAUUACAGACAGUCAGGGAACACCAAGAUGCCGUCUUAUCAGAGCCGCCAUGUACUGCUGAGACCCACUAUGCAGACCCUGAUCUGUGAUGUCCAUGCCAUGACCAGCGAUCACCACAAGUGGACGCAGGACGAUAAACUGCAGCUGGAGAGCCAGUUGAUCCUGGCCACAGCGGAGCCUCUGUGCCUGGACCCUUCAAUCACUGUCACAUGCACUGCCAACCGGCUGCUAUACAACAAGCAGAAGAUGAACACGCGCGCCAUGAAACGGUAUUUUAAGAGGUACUCACGAGCAGCGCUGAACCGGCAGCAGGAGCUGGCCAACCUUCCCACGCCUCCUCAGCUUCGCCUGCUGGACUACCUGCACAAGAGGAAAGAGAGGAAACCUCUGCCGGUUGUGGACCUUAAGAUCUCUAAGGCUGGGAAUUGUGUAGACAUGUGGAAACAAAAUAGCUGCCAGCUAACUACUCCAGCAGAGAUUGAUGUGGAGAAGUAUGCUGUAGUGGAGAAGUCAAUCAAAUUAGAGGAUUCUCAACCGCCGCAGGUUUGGCCUGCACAGGACAUAAAAGAUGACUACGUGUUUGAGUGUGAAGUGGGUGGCCAGCCUCAGAGGACAAAGGUCACUAUCUUUCAGUCUAUGGGUGACCCGCUGGUAUACGGAAAAAUCUACAGCAGCAGUGACCCAAAAGUAGACGAGGAUGUGUCUGACCUGCACCUCAUUCACCCACCAUUCCUCCUAGGUUCGAAGGUAGACGCUGAUCGGUUUUUGUGUCAGUACAAGGAUGUUUAUGAGACCGAUCUAAAGUGUGAGGUGAAGAUAUUGCACAGCUCCGGCAACAUGGGAGCCCAAAGCCAGCUCUCUCCGACAAGGGAGACAGAGGUGGAUGGUUUCUCAGCAUUGGUCCAGUCCUCAGUGUUGGGAAAGGGAGUUAAGCACAAACCUCCCCCGAUCAAACUGCCCUCUGGUUCCUCCACCAGCUCCUCAGGUAAUCCUUACAGUACACAAGCACCCAGUGGCCAUCUGAAGUGUCCAACCCCUCCACCAAACAAGAGUCAAUCUCUGUCGCGGAAGCACUCCAUCGAGCUGGGCCAGGUGGGCCUGCUGUCUCCCGCUGCUCUCUCUCCCAUGCAAAUAUCUGGAACACCCAAGCCAUCUACACCCACGCCAACCAACACCCCAUGCUCAACACCUCACCCAGUGGACAUUCAGUGUGCCACACCCUCAGUGACACCCACACCCCAGGACCCAGCUAUGCCCCAGCCGCAGACACUACUCGCCCCCUUCUCCCAACAACAAAUGGCGCUGCCUGUCAUGACCAUCCCUCUACCCACCUCCAUCAGCACGGGUACCACUUCCUCGCAGGUCAUGACCAACCCUGCUGGCCUCAACUUCAUCAACGUGGUUGGCUCUGUCUGCAGUCCUCAGACUCUCAUGGCUGGCUCUAAUCCCAUGCUGGGUUGUAGUCCUGGAAUAAACCUUAGUGGAAUUUUGCCUUCAGGAGGCCUGAUGCCCAGUGCACUUCCUGCCAUGCAGUCUGCAGCUUCUGCAGGUGCACCUUUUGGUCUGAACAACACCCAAAACUUGAGGCCACUCAAUCUUCUUCAGAUCCCUGCUACACCAUUGAUCUUUAACCCUUUACAGCAACAGCAGAUCUCUCAGUUCUCUCCCCAACAGCAGAGCAGUCAGUCUGCUACUUCCAGUCCCCAGCAGCAGAACGAUUCGACUGAACAGGGACUGACUGCUGAGCAGGGCCUUGCAGCACAACAGACCGCUGUCAUCAACCUCACCGGGGUGGGGGGAUUCAUGCCUUCGCAGACAGUUCUGUCCCAGCUGGGUUGUGGUCUGGAGGGCUCUGGGUCCAGCCUGCCGUCCCCGAGGCUCCAGCAGCAGCACCAGCCACAGAUCCAAUUGCAAUUCUUGCAACACCAAAUGCAGCAGCAAAUGGCUAUGGCAGCGGGGGCGGGGCCUCAGGCAGCGCUGCCACGGCAACAUUCCGCCAACCAACCAAGAAGUAAGAGGAAGCGCAGCAUGCCCCAGCCCCUCCCCAAAUCAUGACCACUGACCUCGCCCACACACCAGGACACGCACAUCACGAGGAACACACUGUGCUUGGUCAGCCUUUUUUCUCUCCCUCUCUUCCUUGCCCUGACUGUGACAACCAAUAUAAGGUUUCUUUUUAAACUCCUUGAGUUUGUAGCUAUGGACGUAAACACGGAUUUUUUUUUAGAGAUUGGGACAUUUAUUGAAGGUCAUUUUUAAAAGAAAUCUAUGAAAUGAGAAUUCUUCAUGGCAUGCUCCAAUUUCUCUCUUUGUUAUCAUCCUUUUCUAUGGGAGCCCUUUGGCUCGUUGUGAAGAGAAUAAUGGAGCUGUGCCUGAGAAACUCCUGCUGGUCAAUUAGUUUUGCAAAAGAAACUUUUCUGCAGCUGGACAUGGAGCUGGGCCACUGAGUGAUUGGCCUUGUUCUCCCAACAUGCAAUUAUGUGUUCAGUCUUUCUACAGCACAUUUUAAAAUGGCAUUUUGUUGUACUGACGCUGCAGUUUAUGUAUAUUCUUA